Molecule: messenger RNA, 5015 nt
Organism: Megalobrama amblycephala (Wuchang bream)
Lineage: Eukaryota; Metazoa; Chordata; Actinopteri; Cypriniformes; Xenocyprididae
Gene: rap2ab
Product: RAP2A, member of RAS oncogene family b
Exons: 2
Coding region: 1430-1981 (183 amino acids)
Biological process (GO): negative regulation of cell migration; Rap protein signal transduction
Cellular component (GO): plasma membrane
Molecular function (GO): GDP binding; GTP binding; GTPase activity
Source: RefSeq, a predicted model, not a curated record
GAACUUGGGAAAAAAAAGCUAAAUACUCCAAGUGAAUUUGACUGAAUUAAUUUGUUUAAUAUAAGUUUGUCCGACUCAAACCAAUUAAUUAUUUUGAGUGUUAAUGUUUACAGUGCAGGUUUGACAAGCUAUUAGGUGAGCAAGUAUUACUGAUUUUUCAUUUUUGGCUGAACCAUUGCUUUAUUAAUAUUCUUUGUUGUAACAUUUCAUUGUGAUUUAUUAGGACAAUUUAUUGUUGCUUGUAUAAAACUUACAUGGAUUUAUACCCAGUGAACUGCUGAUGCAUUAUACAUACGAUUUACCACUGAUGUAACUCGAGCCUGCUGUUGCUUUCUAAUGAAAUCUGUAGACCUUGACAUGUGGAUAUGGAUAAUUUAUUAAGAGGUAAGAACUGCACAGCCCAUAGUCUGUACAUUACAUAAAGACAUGCUGAAAUAUGUAUGAAUGCCAUUGUAUUAGAUAACAAUAUAUGUGUAAAAUGGCAUUUUUAAAAUAAAGAUAGCAUUCUGUUCAAGCAAAACACAACAUUCAUCAGUUUGAAAUACUAAAACAAUAGAUGUAUUAAAAAUUAAACAUUGACAAGGGUGGAACAUGUUGAUGAACUACAGUAAGUGAAGAGAAAUGAUCCUGCAUUCACACAUUGAAGUAUUCAAAUACUUAAAUGAACCGCUGCAGACUUACAUCCUCCAUCAGUGCACACAAUGGCCGCAUCCCUGUUGCUUUCUAUUUCAGGUGCUGAUGCAGGCGACGCGCUGUUGCUAUAGGAACAGCAUCAUUUAUUGACACGCUCCCUGCGCCGCAUCUCAUUGGUCGCUCAACUGGGGCUGUAACCAUUCGCGCCGACGUUAAAAGCGGAAGUCCCGCCCACCUCACUCACCAUUGCCUUAUUAAGAAUAGUGGGCGUAGCUUGUCGCACUCCUCCGCGCCCAUUGAGCGCUAAUAGCAUCAAUCCCGCUAUAAAACUCCUAUCCUUGAGCCGAGACUGUGUGGUCUGGCUUCAGAAGGUCUCCACCCGAGAGUAUGGCGGUUGAGGAUGCUGUAAGAUGCAGAAUAGUGUGCAUCUUCUAUUCUGGAAUGCAGCAGCAUCCUUAAGGAUCGGAGGGGACGCGUGAUGCCCUGUGUGUUCGGCGUUUUUAUAGGCUAAAAUGCACGUAAAGACCUCUGAGAGGCUUUUUAGAGGUUAUUUCUUUAAGCAGCUGUCGGGUUCUGGCUCUUCUAGAUGGUUACAGAUGCCAUGAAGUCCGCGCAUUGGCUCUUUGCGCGCCUCUGUUAUUUGUCUCUGUGGUGAGUGUUGCAAUCCAGCCAGCCAUGGCUCCGCGUCUGCUCGACUUCUGCAAUAUUCAAGGCAAGUUUCCCGUCGCAUCUGAUCGGCUCGGACACUGUUAGCUGGUUCCAUUACGCGCGUCACGUCGGUUCGGCUCGGUGCGCAAUGCGCGAGUAUAAGGUGGUGGUGCUCGGCAGCGGAGGGGUCGGGAAAUCCGCUCUCACGGUCCAGUUCGUGACCGGGACCUUCAUCGAAAAGUACGACCCGACCAUCGAAGACUUCUACCGCAAGGAGAUCGAGGUGGAUUCAUCGCCGUCGGUGCUGGAGAUCCUGGACACGGCCGGUACGGAGCAGUUCGCGUCCAUGCGGGAUCUCUACAUCAAGAACGGCCAGGGCUUCAUCCUGGUAUACAGCCUGGUCAACCAGCAGAGCUUCCAAGACAUAAAGCCCAUGAGAGAUCAGAUCAUCCGGGUGAAGAGGUAUGAGCGUGUGCCCGUGAUACUCGUGGGAAACAAGGUGGACCUGGACAACGAGCGUGAGGUUUCGUCGAGCGAGGGUCAAGCUCUAGCUGAAGAAUGGGGCUGCCCGUUCAUGGAGACAUCAGCCAAGAGCAAAACCAUGGUGGACGAACUGUUCUCAGAGAUAGUCAGGCAGAUGGACUAUGCCUCUCAGCCAGAUAAGGAAGACCCGUGCUGCUCCUCCUGCAAUAUACAAUAACCCCUCGCAAUCAGCAUCGACAUGGGCUUUUCACAGGGGUCUGAAGGGCGUCUACACACUAGAGAACGCUGCCAAUCCAUUGAUUUCAAUUGGAAUGGUGCAAUGCAAAAACAUACAUAAAAAACGCAAAAGUGAUGUUGCGCCGUGAAAACAAAAGUUACAAAUAUUUAACUUUUAGGCAACUCUAAAAUCCAUUGAUUUCCAUGGGAAUGCUGCAUUGCAAAGAUGUCGAUAAAAUAUGCAAGGGUUUGCAAAAGCUGUGCAAACAAAUGUUGAGAAUAUGUAACUUUAAGCAAUGCUGCAAAUCCAUUGAUUUCAACAGGAACGGUGCAUUGCAAUAAGGUACUCGAGGCUGUGCUAUAUCGUAAAUAAGUCACGCAACGCCCUUCGCAUUGCAACCCCUUCAGCCGUGACUUAUUCAUGAUACAGCACUAGCCUCGAGUACCUUAUUGCUUUUAUAAAACGGUUACCACACAAUACAAAUAUUAAAGCCAAAAAUAUGUUUUAGUGCAACUUUCAUGAAGUAAACUUUCACUAAAAGCUUUCCUUCCGCCAGAAUAAAUGGUCCCUGACCGUGAACAGCAACACAAGUUACAUUAUUACGCCAUUAAAUGGCGGCAAAGACUGUCUUUAUGAGUGUGUCAGUCAGUAGCGAAGACUUUUACAUUGAAUUGUUGUGAACACGGAACAAGACGCAACUGACAGGAACUUACCGUUUUAUAAAAAAAGAUAAAAUACGCAAGGGUUUGCGAAAGCUGUGCAAACAAAAGUUGAGAAUUGUUACUUUUGGGCAAUGUUGCAAAUCCAUUGAUUUCAAUGGAAUGUUGCUUUGCAAAGACGUAGAUAAAAUACGUAAGGGUUUGCGAAAGCUGUGCAAGCAAACAUUGAGAAAUGUAACUUUUAGGCAAUGCUUCAGAUCCAUUGAUUUCAAUGCUGCUUUGCAAAGACGUACAUGAAAAAUGAAAAAAAAAUUUUUGAGAAAACACAUUUUUCGCAUUCAUUGAGCUCUUGGAAUCUCAAGGAGGCGGGUUCGAGUUCAGUUUUGCAAAUCCGGUUUGCUGCAUUCCCGCUUAUGACCCCAUGUUUCCCGCACCUUCGAAACGGAUCGCAAAACGCAGCUUUCUUUAGUGUGUAAACGCCUUAAUCAAACACAAUUAUUAUAAAUGAAUCGACAAGAAACUGUAAAAAAAAAGGUCAAAGGGGUUAUAAAAAUGCACCAUACUUGAGUCUUUCUUUUCUCCGCAUGUUUUCAACACUUUCAUUCUAAGUUUGACGCUGUUCGUAAGAGACUUGAUCGACCAUUUAGUUUGCACAUAUAGAACCUGAUGUCUUAAACUGCCAUUACUUAAAUAAAGAGCCAGAAUGACCUAGUUUUGUUCUUCCAAACGGCCCACUGUCGGCGAAGGUGACGUUUCCUCCGAGGGACUAUCAGACGUCUGGGUUUGAAAUGUUCAUGAGGGGAUCUAUGUGUGUGCAGGUGUCCCGUUGCAGUGGCGAGGGGCUUUACUUUGAGCGUUUGAGAGACAUUUUCUUUGAGGAAGCCAAAUAGGAUCCUGAGAAGCACUUUUCUUUUGUAAUGUUGUGUCCAUUUUGAUUUAUCAAACUGCUGGGAAUAUUCAGCUGAUUAUGUUGUGGUUUUUAAUUAGCACCUCGAUAUAGAAUGUUGCAAACUGAAUUAUGUAUUUUGUAAUAAUGUAGUAAAACAAUCAUGGGACUUGCUUUAGAAUAGACUGUACAGCUUUGAAUCAGGCGGGAACAGUAUUUCUAAUGAAACGCUAGCGGCACUUUCCAUGAAAAGGGUCUUGUUACUUUUUUUAAAGCAAUAAAAACAUAAACAUCUAGUUGAUAUGUUAGAUAAACAGUUAUGUAACUUACAAAUCAAUCUAUAGCAUUCAAAGUGGCUAAUUUUAAAAUGGCAAUUUUGGCCUGCUGCACCUCAGAGGUCUUGACUAUGUUCAACAGUUAAAAUCAUAUUGAUAUUCGGUUAAAUGUAGGAAAAAAUAUUAUAAUAAUUAAAAAAAAAAAAAUCUACAUUUAAAAUAUAUUAUAUAUUUAAUUUAAACAUUAUUUUAUUUAUUAAAUAAUUAAAAUACAGAUUAAAUGACUAAAAAACAGCUCAUAUACUGUAAAAGUUUGACCUCCUGAGGUGGACCAUCAAGAUUUCAAGCUUUGUUUUGUACCCUAUUUGUGGAAAGUACCAAUUAAUCUUGAAGCCUGUACUAGAUGUGAUUAUUAAUUGAAUGAUAUUGUGGAACAGGAAUAAUCAUAAUGCAGUGAACCUCAUGAAUGUUGUACAGAAACACAUGGAGGAAAACAAUUAUAGUUUAAUCAGUUUGUACGGGGCACUUUAUUAUCAGUUCAAGAGUCCCUCGAUUCAUCUGCUUUGAGCAAAUAUGACAGGAAUAAGAAUAAUAAUAUAAAAAUCAUUUUAUCAUACCUUUCUCAGGAGAGUUACAGGCUACCAAAUCUGUUAUUAAAGUUUAUGAGGAUCUGAUUUAAUUUUAUUUUAUUUCUGUUUAUUUAAUCAUUAGAGUAUAAGAUAAUAAUGUUUUCUUAAUCUAUAUUGUUGUUUGGUCUUCUUUUUUUUUUUUUUGGUAUUACAGAGCAAUUCUUCUUCAGACCAUCACGUCUGUGAUCCAUAAGAUCAUCCGGAAAUGUAAAAAUGUGUGGGGGAAAAAAAAAAAAAAUGUAUUGAAACAAUUUAAGAUGGUUGUGUGUAGUUUAUAUAAAAUAUGCCAAACUUACAGUAUGUUGAUUUAGCGGUCAUAUGCAUGGCUAAAAUAUCAUUAUUUGUGAAUAUUACAGCAGAUGAGAUGGAAUAGAUGCGCACACACAAAAAAAUACACAAACACUCAACGACCCUUCGGACGAUCAUUUAUGGGUGAAUCUGCCUUGCCAUGUGAACUAAGGGUUUGCCUUUUUAACUUUCAUCAUUGAUCUUAUAUUUUUUUAAGUGAACAUUUACCCUCUUCCACAUGGUAAAUGGAUUGUGAAUAUGGUUUCAUUCAACACGACAAUAAAGACAUCUUAUUCA